Molecule: messenger RNA, 1374 nt
Organism: Aspergillus steynii IBT 23096
Lineage: Eukaryota; Fungi; Ascomycota; Eurotiomycetes; Eurotiales; Aspergillaceae
Exons: 1
Coding region: 297-1298 (333 amino acids)
Source: RefSeq, a predicted model, not a curated record
GCAAGACGAGCUGUCCUAUCAGCCAUGGCUGCAGUGGUGUGUACUUACAGAAUAUGCGGUCUGAUCGAGACAAGGUCUAACGAGUAUUCUAGCCCCUGGCGACCCGAUCCAUCCAAGUCUGCCCCAGAACUUCUCUCCACCUAUACUCCGCGAGAUUUGCAAAACCUCGAACGGUUUUCUCGGAAAGGAGGCCCGGAUCUUUCAAAUCUUAGAGGAGUAUGUUUUCUGGCCGACUGUAGAGUUCGAUGCUGAUUUUCUCCGGCUAGUGCUGGUGUCCUGACGGAUAUCCAGGCACGAUGGACCCGUCGUCCACAUAUCACCAGGAAACCACGUCGACGGAUUCGAUAAUGACAGCGUACAGCCCUAACUUCAUAAAGCAUUUGGUUGCCAACGGGAUCUACCCGGCGGGUUACAAGCCCCCCGAUGGUCAGCAGCUACCAAAACCGAUUAAUCUUGCAAUGCUCAUCAAAAUUCUCUCCCAAGAACGGCCGUCCAGCCCACCAGUCUCCGAAGGAAAGUAUGCAGAGUUCAUGGCUGCAACCACCGAGUGCGACCUGGACGAAAAUGUCACGGAGUUGACGAGGAAAAUCACUCGCCUGAUUGAAGGGACAGACGGUGCUGACUCGGUAUGCACCCGUGGAUUUGUGUUCACCAACUUUGCAGACUUAACCGACGGGACUAUUGGGAAAGCGAAGCCAGGUUCUGUGGCCGGGGCCCGCGCUGAACAGCUGGAUUCCGAGAUCCGCGCUUUCUUGAACAAGUAUGUCGAACCCUCUACAUGCCACAAUCUAAUCGUCCCCAACUUCUUCUUCGAUGCGAAAGGGCCAUCGACCAGCCCUACGUCCUUCCUGGGCCGAGCCUGUUAUGGGGGUGCCUUAGGAGCCCGGGGGAUCCAUGCCCUCCAGUCCUUGGGGCAAGGAGAACCUGCUUUCGACGGGAAUGCGUACACCAUCAGCGCGACGUUCGGACGUCGAGUGCUCACACUAUACGCCCACCACCCCAUCAAGUCCGCAGGCGACGGUCGCACCGAGUAUGUGAUGACUGAAAUCUGUUCAUAUGACCUGUUAUUCGGCCUGGAAUCCUAUGAAAGAGGCGUCGCGGCAUAUCAAAACGCCAGAGACUGGGCCAAGCAGAUGCGCGAUGGGCUCAUAAUCGCGGCAAAUCAAAGAAAGGCAAAUAUACCCAAUCUGCUGACAUCUGCAUCGAGCGUAGCGAAGGAAGAAGACGCGACCUCGGAUUUGGGAAUUAACAAGGCGCAGUGGGAGGCGAUACAGGCACGCCUACCCUGGCGUCUAUAAGAAAGCACGGAGGGGGUAGUAGUCUCGGGACCUUGUGCUUUGGAGGUGUGAAAGUUGAUGCAUGUUGGGUAGUACA